AUGGCUGAUAAGAUGGAUCGCGGUCUCGAUGAGAUCAUUGCUGAUACUCGCUCCAAUCGACCUCGCAACAGCCGUGGCCAAGGUCGCCGACGUGAACCGCGUAACGAUUUCCCUCGCGAUGGUGUUAGAAAGGUGGACUUCCCUCGCUCUCCAAUGAUGCCUACUCGACCUGUACAACCCUCCUCGCAACUCAUCCUUUCGAUGCUCGGAGCUCUUUCUGUUCGCGACGAUUCACGAAACAUCGACAGUGAAUGGGUCCACGACCGAUUCGAAGAGAAUAACAACCGCCGGGCACCUGCUCCUCGUCGCCGCCGCGAGUCGCCGGAACAAGAUUCCAAGGGCACAAAGAUCCGCGUCGAUAACAUCCAUUACGACCUCACCGACGAUGACCUUUCUGAGCUCUUCCAAAGAAUUGGACCCAUCAGUCGCCUCCAGCUACGAUAUGAUCGCGCUGGACGAUCUGAGGGCACUGCCUACGUGACCUACGAACGGAACGAAGACGCCAAGGCAGCGGUCCUGGAAUUCGAUCGUGCAAAUGCCAACGGCCAGCCUAUUUAUUUGACUCUUCUGCCUAGCCGAAACCCAUUCGAUACUGCCGUUAUGCCCGGCCGUUCGCUUGCAGAGCGUAUUUCGAGCCCAGGAGACAGAAGAUCGCAUUCGCCCCACCGCCAACGUGAUGACGAUGAUGCUGCCCGCAGAGGAAUUGACCGAUAUGUUCCUGGCCAAGGCUCUCGUCGAAGCCCAAUGCCUCGAGGCCGUGGUCAAGGUCAAGGUCAAGGCCAAGGUCGGGGCCAGGGUGGUCGCCGUCCUGGUGCUCGACGUGAUGGCAGAGAAGGAGGCAGGGAAGGAGGCAGAGAGGGAGGUAGAGACCAGGAUGGAGGCCGAGGUGGCCGAGGCAACCGCCCUUCCAAGAAGACACAAGAAGAACUCGACGCCGAGAUGGCCGACUACUUUGGAGGAGACAGCGCGCCCGCAGAGCCCGCUAACCAGCAAGAUGCACCUCCUGCUCAAGCACCUGCAGCUGCGCAGCCUCAAGUACACGCUGCCGCCGACGACAUCGACAUGAUUGAGUAA
Molecule: messenger RNA, 1074 nt
Organism: Fusarium pseudograminearum CS3096
Lineage: Eukaryota; Fungi; Ascomycota; Sordariomycetes; Hypocreales; Nectriaceae
Exons: 9
Coding region: 1-1074 (357 amino acids)
Biological process (GO): mRNA export from nucleus
Cellular component (GO): nucleus
Molecular function (GO): mRNA binding
Source: RefSeq, a predicted model, not a curated record